AUCUGAGGAGAACGCCUGUGUAGAUGAGCAAAAAAAUAAAUAAAUACGAGGAGCUCAAUGAAUUAGUUUGCACAAAAAGGACAGAAAGUUGACAGUGCUGUUUAAUUAUUUUUUCACUAGUUGUGAGGCUGUAUUUUCCGGUGACAUGCCGUCUGUUCCUUUGCCUCCGAAGGAGAGUAACCUAUUUAAGAGAAUUCUGAAAUGUUACGAGCAAAAACAGUACAAAAAUGGCCUGAAGUUCUGCAAGAUGAUUCUCUCCAACCCAAAGUUUGCAGAACAUGGAGAGACCUUAGCCAUGAAGGGGCUGACUCUGAACUGCUUGGGGAAGAAGGAGGAAGCGUACGAGUUUGUCCGAAGGGGGCUGCGCAAUGACCUGAAAAGCCAUGUCUGUUGGCACGUCUACGGCCUCCUGCAGAGGUCCGACAAGAAGUACGACGAGGCCAUCAAGUGCUACCGCAACGCCCUGAAGCUGGACAAGGACAACCUGCAGAUCCUGCGCGACCUCUCCCUGCUGCAGAUCCAGAUGAGAGACCUGGAGGGGUACAGGGAAACCAGGUAUCAGCUCCUGCAGUUGCGACCCACACAGAGAGCGUCCUGGAUCGGCUACGCUAUCGCUUAUCACCUAUUAAAGGACUACGACACGGCCUUACGACUGCUGGAGGAGUUCCGCAAGACGCAACAGGUGCCUCCUAAUAAAAUAGACUACGAGUACAGCGAGCUGCUGCUGUAUCAGAAUGAAGUCAUGAGAGAAGCCAGCUUGUUCCAGGAAUCCUUAGAGCACAUAGAAACGUACGAGAAGCAGAUCUGCGAUCAGAUGAAAGUGGAAGAGAUCAAAGGGGAGACGCUGCUGAAGCUGGGCCGGUCGGAGGAGGCUGCCAGGGCCUACCGCAUCCUCAUCGACCGCAACGCGGAGAACUGGGCCUACUACGAGGGGCUGGAGCGGGCCCUGCAGCCGGGCACCAUGGAGAAGAGGCUACAGAUCUACGAGGAGGUCGGAAACAGGCACCCCAAGGCUCUGUCCCUGAGGAGGCUUCCCCUCAACUUCCUCACAGGUGAAUUGUUCAGGGAAAAGAUUGACAAGUUCCUCAGAACAAACUUCAGCAAGGGUUGCCCCCCAUUGUUUACAACUUUGAAAUCUCUCUACAUUGAUCCAGAGAAGGUUUCUGUAAUGCACGAGCUCGUUACCGGCUAUGAGUGUUCCCUGAGAACGUGCGGCUUGUUCAGUCCAAACGAGAGCGCUGAGAAGGAGCCGCCCACCACGCUGCUCUGGGUCCGCUACUUCCUGGCGCAGCACUUCGACAGCCUGGACAGGAAGGCGCUGGCGCUGGAGUACAUCGACGCCGCCAUCGAGACCACGCCCACUCUCAUCGAGCUCUUCUACGUCAAGGCCAAGAUCUACAAGCAUGCUGGGAACCUGCAGGAAGCCGCCAAGUGGAUGGACGAGGCCCAGUCUCUGGACACCGCCGACCGCUUCAUCAACUCCAAGUGCGCCAAGUACAUGCUGCGGGCGGGGCUGGUGAAGGAGGCCGAGGACAUGUGCUCCAAGUUCACACGGGAGGGCACGUCGUCCAUGGACAAUCUGAACGAGAUGCAGUGCAUGUGGUUUCAAACGGAGUGCGCCACGGCCUACCAGAGGCUGGGGAAGUACGGCGACUCGCUGAAGAAGUGCCACGAGAUCGAGAGGCACUUCUUCGAGAUCACGGACGACCAGUUUGACUUCCACACGUACUGCAUGAGGAAGAUGACGCUGCGUGCGUACGUGGACCUGCUCAAGCUGGAGGACGUCCUGAGGAGGCACUCCUUCUACUUCAAAGCGGCUCGCUGCGCCAUCGAGAUCUACCUGAAGCUCCACGACAACCCGCUGACCGACGAGAGCCAGGAGCAGGAGGUCAACUCCGAGAACCUGUCGGCCAAAGAGCUGAAGAAGAUGCUGAGCAAGCGAAGGAGGGCGCAGAAGAAGGCCAAGCUGGAGGAGGAGCGGCGGCACGCAGAGAGGGAGCGGCAGCAGAAGAACCAGAAGAAGAGGAGGGACGAAGACGAGGAGGAGAUCAGCGGGCCCAGGGAGGAGCUGCUGCCCGAAAAACUGGAGAAAGUUGAAAACCCCUUAGAAGAAGCAAUUAAGUUCCUGACACCACUGAAAAACCUUGUGGCCGACUGCAUAGACACUCAUCUUCUAGCUUUUGAAAUCUAUUUUAGGAAAGGGAAGUUCCUUCUGAUGGUGCAGUCGGUGAAGAGAGCCUUCGCCCUGCAGCCGGACCACCCCUGGCUUCACGAGUGUCUGAUUCGGUUCUCUAAAGCGGUGUCUGACCACAGCAACCUUCACGAAGUCGUCUACAAGGUCCUGAAUCAAGAAAUGCAGAAAAUCUUCGCCAACAAGAAUUAUGACACCUUCAACGAUGAAUUUCUGAAAAGCAAAUCCAGCUCCAUCCAACAUCUGCUUUCAGGUGCCAAAAUGAUGUAUUUUCUGGAUAACUCGAGGCAGGAGAAGGCCAUCUCCAUUGCCACGCAGCUGGAAGAGACCCUGCAGGACCGGAACGUCCAGUCCUGCAGUAAAGUGCUGGAGGCUCUGCUGGACGGGAGCUUUGGCAGCUGUCCAUCACAGGCUGAAGAGUACCGCGUCGCCUGUCACAGACUGUUUCCCCUGGCAACCACCUUCAUGCCCCCCGUCACCGAGGACGACAAGGGCUCCACCCCCAGAAACAACGGCACCAUCAAUCACGAGAUGCUAACCAAUGAGAUCUGAGCCUGCCCAGCGCCAGCCACACCCCCUCCCCCCCGGACACACCGCACAGAGUGAUGUGUGAUGGCGUUUUAAUGCUGGAGCUGACCCCCCCUCGCCCCCCCCGUGGUACAGAUGAGGUAGAAAUCUCACACGCUACCCAGGCUUAGCCACGCUCCGCUAACAUCCGCUACUUUUAUUUUUUCGGGUUUGAAAAUGCUGCCAUAACUUUUACUUUUGUCCUCAAGGAUUUGUGAAACAGGGAAAAAAGGUGACUCCUAGUGGCGAGUGCGUUUGCUAGCGCCCGUCCCACCAUUACACUGCAGAAAAGGAUCUACAACGGGAAAAAGACUGAAAAGAUCAUCUGUGGAAACUCCAAGGAAAGAAGCAGGACUGUUAUAAAACGCAGUGGCACAGUAGAGCUUUUUACGCCCUUUUUUUUUUUUUUCAAACAGCAAAGGCGAUUUUUAUUUUCAGCCAGAUCAUCGGUUAUGUGCAUGAGAAGACUCGAUGCCUUUCUGAAAAACAACAACUGCGAAUGACGGAGAGAGAGUGUUUGCAGAACGUCCUAAAGCUGCAGAAGAUUUUCUUCAACCAACCGCUCUGCUCGUUUUUUUUAUUUUGGUGUAGUUUUUAGUUUCCACGCAGAGCGUCAGAUAAAACCAGUAGUUUCAGACAUGCCUUACGCGUUAUUGGAAGUACAAAAUGCUGGUCUUUUUACUGAAGACAAUGCAACGCACUGAUUUUCUUUUUUUUUCUUUUAUACGGUCUGAUCUGGCCUUUUGCACUGUUAACAUGGUUUUAAAACUGUAUCUUCCCAAACGAUGAGCUCUCAUCCAUUAGUCCUUGAGCAUGUUUAAAAAUAAAAUAAAAUAAUAAUAAUAAAAAAAGUUUAAAAAGUCCCUCUCAGGGCGAGUUUGUAUUUGAUGGCUUUUUAAACCUCAGUAGUUAGUGGGGCUUUACUGUUGCUGGACCCCAGUCACAGGGCUGGGGGCGGGGGGGCGGGGGGUCGGGGGGGGGGGGCUGUUAUUUGACGGACGUUCUUGAAAUGCUAUUUUUUAACUGGCUCCAGGUGUGUCUUUAUGCAGAAUAUUAGUUCAUGUUUGCCGUCUUCUGUGGAGAAACUCCCGUGGUUAUUUCAAAGUUGACUUUUUUUGUCUGAAUUGUUCUAAUAGGCACUUCAGUGUUACGAUCACUCUGUUUUGUUGGUUUAGAUGGAUAGCGCUCAUUGUGAAUAAUGUUUAAUUAUUUAAAGGAGGGGGGGAGGGGGGGGUUUAUGGCUGAGUAAUAACCCUCCGCUUCCCUCUGUUUUGCUAUCUUGCAACGUGUAUGGAAUUCUCAAGAGAAGUUUCACUGUAAAGUUUUGCCAAUCUAUGUAAUGCUGUAAUAAAUUAUUUUCUACUCAAA
Molecule: messenger RNA, 4126 nt
Organism: Anguilla rostrata (American eel)
Lineage: Eukaryota; Metazoa; Chordata; Actinopteri; Anguilliformes; Anguillidae
Product: N-alpha-acetyltransferase 16, NatA auxiliary subunit-like
Exons: 20
Coding region: 146-2743 (865 amino acids)
Biological process (GO): N-terminal peptidyl-methionine acetylation
Cellular component (GO): NatA complex; cytoplasm
Molecular function (GO): protein binding
Source: RefSeq, a predicted model, not a curated record